CAUGCACGGCCUGGGUAUAUUACUGCUAUUCCACAUUGUGACAUCUCUUGGACAAAAGGUCCAUGGGAGUGACAUCAUACAUGGGGAAAAGGCACCCGAGAACUCAAUGCAGUACAUGGUCUCAGUGCAAAACAAACGGGGUCAUCAUGUGUGUGGAGGAUUUUUGGUGAGCGAGGACUUUGCGGUCACUGCUGCACACUGUGCUAAAGAGGAACCAGAGGAUGUUGUUCUGGGAACCCACAAGCUAUCAAAGAGGAACUUGAGCCCAGUGAAGAUUGAACACGUCUGCAAAUAUCCGACUUAUAAAGAUGUUGGAUUUGGUGAUGACAUCAUGCUCCUUAAAUUGUCCGGGAAAGCUUCGCUAAAUUACAUGGUGAAAACUAUUCCACUUCCAACGUCUUCCAAUGCAAACCUUAAAGAUGAUCAGAUCUGCUCUGUAGCUGGAUGGGGUCAAACUGGGACCAACCAUUUUACUGUGGAUGACCUGAGAGUGGUGAAUGUGUCGAUCUUAAAUCCACAACUCUGUCGGGAGAAAUGGGGGGCUGGAUUUCCUUCCAAUGUGAUCUGUGCUGGUGGAUACAACACAGACAAAGGAUUUUGUCAGGGUGAUUCCGGUGGUCCUCUGGUGUGCGACGGGGUAGCUGUUGGUGUUGUGUCAUUCAACAAUGGUAAAAACUGCGACUACCCAGAUGUACCCAACGUCUACACAGACAUAUCCAAAUAUCUUGAAUGGAUCAACAGCAUUAUCAAAACAAAUAAAUGUGUGUAGUAAACUUGUUACAUAAGGUUUUCCUGCUCAGGAAGUUGUUCAUCUCAUUUCAGUGCUUGUGUCAGAUGGUGGCAGAACUGUGAAAUAAAGCUAAAGGCAUAAUCUUUAUGAAAAAAUAUGCCAUCAAUAUAUGAAUUCAAUUAAAUAUAUCAAACACAAAAACAUACCUUUUGUGAUCUUUUGUAAACAAGAAUUAAACCUUGUUGCACAUUAAUUUAAUCUUACAAAUGCAUUCGAAUGGGUUGGAGGCAUUAAGUAUUUUCCAGUUUAUAGCACAAGCAACUAACUUCGUUUCCUUUGUUUGAU
Poecilia reticulata (guppy) is the source of this 1075-nucleotide messenger RNA. Its product is annotated as duodenase-1-like. The record is from RefSeq and is a predicted model, not a curated record. Lineage: Eukaryota; Metazoa; Chordata; Actinopteri; Cyprinodontiformes; Poeciliidae. Gene Ontology annotation, molecular function: serine-type endopeptidase activity. Gene Ontology annotation, biological process: proteolysis.